UACAACUUGGACCGGCUGUUGUUCUGACCACCAGGGCUUAUUUAUUUUUCCCUUUUAGUAAAAACCAAUCUUGUCAGAGACAAGAACCAUUGUGAUGUUGAGUUUGUUAGCAAAGAGUCGGACACAAAGUACCGCUCUUCGAAUUCCUCUAAAGCAAGCUAUAACAUCCAAGAACUUAUUGAUGGCGCCGGCAACGACACGGAGCAACAGCUCCCUCCCCACAGGAUAUGUGGAAGACAAGUCUAAAGGCGCAAUGCUUCGUUUCCAGGAUUCCCUUCCUCGAUUACCUGUCCCGACCCUCGAAGAAACUGCCGCCCGUUACAUAAAGAGUUUACAUCCUCUAUUAAGCUCCAGCGAGUAUGCCGCAAGCAAAAAGGCCGUAGACGAAUUCAUAAAACCUGGAGGCGCAGGUCGAAAACUACAAGAGAAGCUAAUUGCGCGGCGGGAAAACCCCGAAAUAAAGAACUGGAUUCAUGAGUGGUGGAACGAUGCAGCAUAUUUGAGCUAUCGAGACCCCGUGGUUCCUUAUGUCAGCUACUUUUAUUCACACCGAGAUGAUCGUCGCCGGCGGAACCCCGCGAAACGCGCCGCCGCUUUAACAACCGCGGCGCUCGAGUUUAAGAAGCAGGUGGACACUGGCUCUCUUGAGCCAGAGUACAUGAAGAGACUGCCAAUCUGCAUGGAUAGCUACAAGUGGAUGUUCAAUGCUAGUCGAGUACCGGCGAAACCGGCCGACCACCCAAUCAAGUACGACCCCAAGGACAACAAACACAUUGUCGUUGUCCGAAAGAACCAAUUCUUCAAGGUCGCCCACGAGGUUGAUGGCAAGCAGCUCAACACGUCCGAGCUCGAGUCGCAGUUUAAGCGCAUUUAUGAAAUUGCGCAGCCUGUGCCCGCUGUAGGCGCUCUCGCCUCCGAAAACCGUGAUAUCUGGACAGAUGCGCGCCAGGUCCUGCUAAACGCCUCUCCCAAGAACAAGGCAGCGCUCGAGGCCAUCGAAUCUGCUUCUUUCGUCGUCUGUUUAGAUGAUGCUACGCCGGUGACCCUGGAGGAACGGGCGCAUCAGUACUGGCAUGGUGAUGGCCAGAACCGGUGGAACGACAAGCCUUUGCAAUUCAUCGUGAAUGACAAUGGCACCUCCGGCUUCCUGGGCGAACACAGCAUGAUGGACGGCACGCCCACGCACCGCCUGAAUGACUACGUCAACGAUGUCAUCUUCGGAAACAAGUUGGACUUCAGCGACCCCUCCGUGCGACCUAACCUACCUGAGCCCGUUGCAAUCAACUUCGAGGUUACCAAGGAGGUACAGAAGGAGAUUGACCGCGCUAUCAAGGACUUCAACGAGGUCAUCGCCAAGCACGAGCUUGCGGUGCAGGCCUACCAGGCCUACGGCAAAGGCCUUAUCAAGAAAUUCAAGUGCUCGCCAGACGCCUAUGUGCAGAUGGUGAUCCAGCUGGCAUACCACAAGAUGUUUGGCAAGAACAGACCUACUUACGAGUCAGCCGCAACGAGACGCUUCCAACAGGGCCGCACCGAGACGUGUCGCACGGUGUCCGACGAGAGCGUGGCCUUCUGCAACGCGAUGGCAGACGCGGAAGUGGCUGACGAUAACCGCGUGGACCUGUUCCGCAAGGCGAUCAACGCCCACAUCGAGUACAUCGGUGCCGCGUCUGAUGGCAAGGGUGUUGACCGUCACCUCUUCGGCCUUAAGAAGCUGCUCGAGCCCGGCGAGGACUUGCCCGCUAUCUAUAAGGACCCGGCCUUCGGGUACAGCAGCUCUUGGUUCCUGUCUACGAGUCAGCUGAGUUCCGAAUACUUCAACGGAUAUGGUUGGAGCCAGGUUAUUGAUGAUGGGUUCGGUAUCGCAUAUAUGAUUAAUGAGAACAGCCUGAACUUCAACAUCGUAUCCAAGGGCCUCGGUAGCCAGAAGAUGAGCUACUACAUCAACGAAGCGGCCAACGAAAUCCGCGACCUCCUUCUCCCCACCAUCGAGCCGCCCAAGGCGAAGCUAUAAUUUUCUCAUGCUUCACGCCCCGUGCUUAUUCUAGAAUAUCCCUCCUUCCGCACCCUAACUCCUCACGAUGUGUUCCUAGAUAUCGGUG
This is a messenger RNA of Hypoxylon fragiforme, 2102 nucleotides long. RefSeq names its product acyltransferase ChoActase/COT/CPT. The coding region runs from base 95 to 2014 and encodes 639 amino acids. The record is from RefSeq and is a predicted model, not a curated record. Lineage: Eukaryota; Fungi; Ascomycota; Sordariomycetes; Xylariales; Hypoxylaceae. Gene Ontology annotation, cellular component: peroxisome; mitochondrion. The transcript is spliced from 4 exons. Gene Ontology annotation, molecular function: carnitine O-acetyltransferase activity. Gene Ontology annotation, biological process: carnitine metabolic process.